Molecule: messenger RNA, 2551 nt
Organism: Bactrocera oleae (olive fruit fly)
Lineage: Eukaryota; Metazoa; Arthropoda; Insecta; Diptera; Tephritidae
Product: glucose dehydrogenase [FAD, quinone]-like
Molecular function (GO): flavin adenine dinucleotide binding; oxidoreductase activity, acting on CH-OH group of donors
Source: RefSeq, a predicted model, not a curated record
AUGGAAUUUGUACACUUAGCGUUGACUUUCAUUGCUCUGUGGUUGAACUCAACGGCCGCCAACACGAUUUUAGAUAACAUUUUUCAAUUGGGUCUCGCGAAUGUAAUUGAACAGUUUAAUGCGCCAACGCCCCAACAAAAUGCAGCGUACGACUUUAUAAUAGUGGGUGGCGGCGCCGCUGGCUGCACGCUGGCCAAUAGGCUCUCUGAGAAUCCGAAUUGGUCGGUGGUUUUACUCGAGGCAGGCGGCGUCGAAAACAUUGCACAUCGUAUCCCUAUAACGGCUGGUUUUCUGCAAGGCACGCACUCAAAUUGGGGCUACAAAUCGGUACCACAAAAACUAGCGUGCUUUGGCAUGAACAACAACGAGUGCGCUUUGCCUCGUGGUAAAAUUUUGGGCGGCACGAGUUCCAUCAAUUAUAUGAUAUAUAAUCGUGGUAAUAGGCGCGAUUAUGAUGGCUGGGCAGCUGCAGGCAGUAAAGGCUGGUCAUAUGACGAGGUGUUGCCGUAUUUUCUCAAAUCGGAGAACGCUCAGUUGGCCGGCUUGGAAUGGUCGCCCUACCACAAUCACUCGGGCCCGUUGAAUGUUGAAGAUGUCGGUUAUCGUACACAAUUUUCGCAUGCCUUUGUGCGUGGUGCACAACAAGCCGGGCAUCCGCAUACCGAUUAUAAUGGCGAAUCGCAAGUGGGCGUGUCGUAUGUGCAGGCGACAACGCAGAAUGGACGGCGACAUAGCGCAUAUCGUGCUUUCAUCAGACCAGUGAGACGUGUGCGUCGGAAUUUGAGCAUUUUUACAUUCGCGCACGUUUUGCGUGUGCUCGUAGAUCCACAGACAAAGGUGGCGUAUGGUGUGGAGUUUCUGCAUCAGAAGAAACAGUACAUUUUCAAAGCGCACAAAGAGGUUAUAUUGUCCGCGGGCGCUUUUAACUCGCCACAGCUACUAAUGUUGUCGGGCAUAGGACCUGCGGAUAAUCUAAACGCUAUUGGCAUUCCGGUCAUACAAGAACUGCCUGUAGGCAAGCGCAUGUAUGAUCACAUGUCGCAUAUAGGUCCUGUGUUUCUAACCAACACCACCGGACAAACGACAUAUCCGACCAGCAUUUCAUUGAGCGAUAUCAAACGUUUCUUCUUAUUCGGCGAUCGAAGCACACGUCUCUCCAGCAUAGGUGGUGUGGAAUGUCUGGCUUUCGUUAAAAUACCAAGCUCACAAAGACCACCUGAUUGGCCUGAUGUCGAGCUGAUAACAGUAUUGGGUGGCGUGGCUUCCGACGAUGGUACAGGUCUCAAGGAGGGCGGCAACAUUCGUCAAGAUCUUUACGAUCAACUCUAUCUGCCACUACAACUUGCACGUCAAGAACAUUUUACCGUGCUCAUUAUGGACUUUCAUCCGCGUUCAGUGGGACGGCUGUGGUUGCACAAUCGCGAUCCUCUAAGAUGGCCAAUCAUCGAUCCAAAGUACUUUUCCAGCGAAGAGGAUAUCGAACAUCUUUUGGAAGGUAUUAAGGCUGCCAUACGCAUCGGCGAAACACCAGCUAUGCAACGUAUUGGCGCACGUUUAUAUGACAAACCGGUACCCGGUUGUGAAAAUUAUGUUUUCGGUAGUGACGACUAUUGGCGUUGUUCUAUACGCACUUUGUCCUAUACGCUGCAUCAUCAGGUGGCCACCUGUCGCAUGGGUUCGCCGACAGAUGAGACCACAGUUGUGGAUCCGCAGUUAAAGGUGCAUGGCAUACGAAAAUUAAGAGUCGUAGACACGAGCAUCAUACCCUUUCCGCCAACGGCACAUACGAAUGCGCCGGCAUUUAUGAUUGGCGAGAAGGCGGCAGAUUUAAUACGCGCUGAGUGGGAAGCUAAUUUCUGGUUGUAAAAAUUGAGAUGCUCAAAUGCGCAAAACAAUUUCGGCAUUUGACAUAUAUGAGUUUCCGCGCGAAAUGAAAGAUGAAGAUAAGGUGUUAAAUGUCAUUUGUAUGUUUUAAUUAAUAUUCAAAGCAACUCGAGGUGAUGAAAGGAAAAUAACCUGUUCGGUAAGUAUUUUAUUAUGAUAAAUAAUUACCGCUUUUUGCAAUUUGAAGCAAGGUUUCGUGUUAGCAAUAAUAAGUUGAUAUACAAAAUAAAAAAUUGCAAAGGGUGAGUAACCAACGAAUGUCACAAAUGAAGAUCGAGUGAAAGGAACUCACCGUGGAUCGUAUAAAUUUGAAAAAAAAAAUAAUUUUAUUAAAAUUAAUUGAGCUCAUGUAAUCAGAUUUUUUUGAAUGAAUGAGAAGAGAUCAAAACUUAAGUUCACGCAAAAACGUUGAUUAAAAUUAGUAUAUAUUGAAAAAAUAUUUUUAUGUUAAGUUGUUGUUGAGUGAAAUUUUAAGCAGAUAUCUAGAUAUAAGAAAGUUUUAAUUACACGGAAUAUAUAUGGGUACAUAUCGCUUGUUUCCUAGAAGAAUGUCAUAAAUCAAAAAAUAAAAAGGAUCAAGAGGUUGUAAAAUACAGUAUUAUUUAAUGUAGUCCAUCAACAUGACUUUGAAAGACAUCAUUAUAAUAUUUUUAUAUUCGGUUCGCAA